Molecule: messenger RNA, 2195 nt
Organism: Cynoglossus semilaevis (tongue sole)
Lineage: Eukaryota; Metazoa; Chordata; Actinopteri; Pleuronectiformes; Cynoglossidae
Product: zinc finger and SCAN domain-containing protein 31-like
Exons: 3
Coding region: 308-1777 (489 amino acids)
Biological process (GO): regulation of transcription by RNA polymerase II
Cellular component (GO): nucleus
Molecular function (GO): RNA polymerase II transcription regulatory region sequence-specific DNA binding; DNA-binding transcription factor activity, RNA polymerase II-specific
Source: RefSeq, a predicted model, not a curated record
AAGGCACCAACAGCCGAAGAAGACUGUCUACGUCACUCACUCCGGUCAGUUUCCUCUGUCGUGUCCUGGUCGCCAGCCUUUAACUCACUGUCACCGGAUUAUUUUUUUUAGAAGUAACUUUAAGUAUUCCUGGAUUUUUAAAUUAUUCAGUUGUUGUGUGACGUCACGGUUGCUGGUGGCUUUUUUAACUUCCGUGUUCGGCGGACACUAACGGCUGAGCUAACUGAGCUAACAGAGCAGAAGCUGGAAAAAGAGGAGAAAAAAAGAAAACACGGCUUCAACAAGGGUCCUUGUCCAACUGAACCACAUGUCCUCAUCUCAUGUGAGAGGAGCGAGAAUCACAGGUGGCGCCGCAGAGCAGCCCACAGUGAGGAGCGAGUGUCAUAAUGAUCCGUUUGUUCUUCACCAGCCCGGGGUCUCAUCCGCUCGCUCCGACCCGGUCAUGAUGAAGACGGCCAGGAUGGAGCUGCUGCGGGCGCUGAUCACUCAGUGUUUGUCUGCAGCCGCCGAGGAGAUCUUCAGAAUCGCUGAGAGGACCAUGGCCGAGUUUGAGGAGGAGGUGCAGUCCUGCUCCAAGUGGGUGGUGGAUGAAGACCACAGGCUGCUGGACAUGGCAAGGACACGAGCCGAAGAAAACGCUCUCCAGAUGACAGACGUUGAUCUGAGACUCCAGCCUCCUGCUGACAUGGACUUGAGCUGUGAGGAUCUGGGUGACACCGGGUCGGACCUUCACUCGUCUGCUGCGGCCGACGGCGAUGAAAGCGAUCAGGAGAUACUCAUGGACAUCAACAGUCGAGACGCAGUUUUGAAUCCAACCAAACCGUUUCACUGUCCCAUCUGCUACCGCGGCUUCUCCUAUAAGAAGACCAUGGUCCGACACUUGAAGAAGCACCCGGAGGAGAAGUCGUCAUACUGCUGUCGCCUCUGCCAGAACUCCUUCUGCCGCAAGUCUGACUUCAUCUACCACCUGAGGAAACACGAAGGCCCUAAACCCUACAAAUGCCAGUACUGCGAGAAAAGCUUUGAGCAGAAGGAGAGUCUGUUCGCUCACAGACGGAAACAUGUUGGAGAAAGUCCAAACCAGACCCUGUCCCAGAACAGAGACACAGAACUGCUGGUGAAACCUGUGAUCAAAGCGGAAAAAGCGAAGGUGGUCCAGGACGAGUCCAGCGCCAGAACUUCUCCACUGACAGUGACCUCCUACGACAGCAGCGAGUUUGAGCAGGAGUCUCUGCAGCCGCUCCGUCUCUAUCAGAUCCAGACGGUGGUGGACAUCGACGAAGACUCUGCAGAAGAGCUGGCCAGGAAUCACCUCAGAACAGAACCCAUCAGAACUGUCAAACCAAGGUCAGCAGAGGUCGAGCUCACAGACCAGCUGCUUCCUUCUGCCGUUGCCCUCAGCGAGGCGGGGUCCGAUCCAAACAGACUUGGGCCCAACCAGAUCCUGUGCACGAGGCGAACGGGUCAGACCACUAAAGUCCUGGUGCAGUUUGAGGAGGGGACGGCAGAGAAACCGUACAAAUGUCCCUGCUGCACCAAGUGUUUCUCCCUGACCAAGACGCUGCUGCGACACGUGAGGAUCCACACGGAGGACAAGCAGUACGAGUGUCGCUUCUGUGGACGCAUCUUCUGUCAGAAGUCAGAGCUGGUCAGUCACACCAGGGUCCACACCGGAGAGAGACCGUACCGCUGCAACCAGUGUGACCGCUCCUUCACACAGAACAGCAACCUGGUGUCGCACCUGAAGAAACACGCUUUAGAGGACGGAACACAGUGAGUGGGGACCCCCCCCCCUCAGUCCCUAGAACAAUCAGACUGUCAUGCAGACAGAGACAUAUUCACCACCAACUUCACUGAAGCCAAGGACACGCCACAAGACAGAGCUCAGACUUACCCAUGUCACUGUCAGAGAGUGGGAGCUGACCCAGCUGGGUCAGGCCCAGAUCUGGUCUGACCCAGCUGGGUCAGGCCCAGAUCUGGUCUGACCCAUGGUGUGUUCAACAUGUGUAAAGACUGUGAAGGUCCCCAGCUUCAGCAGUGUGCUCUUCACUAACCUGUCGGUGUGGGUAGCCAAGUCAAACGGUUAUACAAAUAUGAAAAAAAAACAAAGCAUUAUUUUUUUAUGAUAUGGACUUUUAACUACACAAAGUGCUGCUAGUUAGAAACACUGACAGUGGAAAAUGUAAUGUUUAACA